Grus americana (Whooping crane) is the source of this 714-nucleotide messenger RNA. It is a transcript of the gene HOXD1, whose product is annotated as homeobox D1. Gene Ontology annotation, molecular function: DNA-binding transcription factor activity, RNA polymerase II-specific; RNA polymerase II cis-regulatory region sequence-specific DNA binding. The record is from RefSeq and is a predicted model, not a curated record. NCBI's taxonomy places the organism in Eukaryota, Metazoa, Chordata, Aves, Gruiformes, Gruidae. Gene Ontology annotation, cellular component: nucleus. Gene Ontology annotation, biological process: regulation of transcription by RNA polymerase II. The coding region runs from base 1 to 714 and encodes 237 amino acids. The transcript has 2 exons.
AUGGACUUGGGGUACUUUCCCCUCGCCUUCCCGCCGGGGCUGUGCCGCGGGGCCCCGCAGCCCCCCUACCCCCGGCGGGGGGACGGCGCCUUCCUGGCGCUGGGCACCGCGGCCAGCGCCGCGCCCCCCCCGCCGCCUGCCUGCGCGGGGGCGGUGGGGUACGCGGCCGCCUCCCCCGCGGCGCCCGGCCCCGGCUACCGGCCGUCCCGCGAAGCCGGGCCGCCGGGCUACGCCACGUCCAUCUUUCCCGGGAGCGGCCGUCCGCCGCCGCCGGAGCCCGGCCACCCCUGCCCCUGCCCCGGCGCGGGCGGCGGGGGGCUGCGGCGCCUCUCGCCCUGCCCCGGGGCCGCCCCCGCGCCCGGUUCCCUGGCCCCGGCGGCGGCCCCGGCGGCGCCCCGCACCUUCGAGUGGAUGCGAGCGAAGCGGAGCCCGCCCGGGAGAAGCGGCGCGGCGCCGUGCGGGGGGGAACCUCCUGCCUGUCCCGCACGCACCAGCUUCAGCACCCGGCAGCUCACGGAGCUGGAGAAGGAGUUUCACUUCAGCCGGUACCUGUCGCGGGCCCGCCGCCUCGAGGUGGCCCGCUCGCUGCGCCUCCGCGACGCCCAGGUGAAGGUCUGGUUCCAGAACCGCCGCAUGAAGCAGAAGAAGCGGGAGCGGGAGGCGCUGGCCGCCCCCGCCGCCGCGCCCGCGGGUGCCCCGGGCGGCCCCGCAUGA